This is a messenger RNA of Salvelinus fontinalis (brook trout), 540 nucleotides long. RefSeq names its product S-adenosylmethionine synthase-like. NCBI's taxonomy places the organism in Eukaryota, Metazoa, Chordata, Actinopteri, Salmoniformes, Salmonidae. Gene Ontology annotation, cellular component: cytosol. The annotation marks the transcript as partial. Gene Ontology annotation, molecular function: methionine adenosyltransferase activity; ATP binding. Gene Ontology annotation, biological process: S-adenosylmethionine biosynthetic process. The transcript is spliced from 5 exons. The record is from RefSeq and is a predicted model, not a curated record.
CUACCAGAGACUUCUUCAAAGGACAGAGGACUCGGGUUGGCGACACAGGCCAUCUACCACCAACCUACUGAAGCGCAGCUCAGAAUAUGUGACCAGUUCAGUGAUGCUGUACUCAAUGCUCAUCUGAAGCAGGACCCAGAUGCCAAGGUAGCCUGUGAGACUGUGUGUAAGACAGGCAUGGUGCUGCUCUGUGGGGAGAUCACAUCCCGGGCCAACGUGGACUACGUUGUGAGGGAUACCAUCAGGCAUAUCGGUUAUGACAACUCAGAUAAAGGUUUUGACUAUAAGACCUGUAACGUGCUGGUGGCUCUGGAUCAGCAGUCCCCUGACAUCGCACAGGGAGUUCACAUCGACCGGAUGGAGAGCGACAUUGGAGCAGGAGACCAGGGUCUGAUGUUUGGUUAUGCCACUGAUGAGACGGAGGAGUGCAUGCCUCUCACCAUCGUCCUCUCACACACACAACUUCCUUUUUGGUGCAGUUUUCAUUAAGUUUUUCUUUGGUUUCAGUCAUGCCUAAAGCAUUAAACUGGAUUAAAUACA